AUUGCUAUAUCUGGCAACCCGUUGGUCUGUUUUGAUCAGCUAGUUAGCCUUCAAGGCGGCUUUUGACCAUAAGGCUCAAUUUAACAUUUAAUUCAAUUUAAUUUCGUUGUGUCUUUCGAGAUGGUUGUACUUAACAGUAACAAUGAAGAACACGAUAUAAUCCUGAUAGAAGAACGCUGCUCCUCACUGCCCAGCUCUCCUGCCAAACGCGUGUCUCCAGGCAAAAGGAAGCAGUUCUUUAUAAGCCAAGCCAUACGGAACUCUGACCUUACGCCCAAAGCCAAGGGGAAAAAAAGUUUGAGAAGACAGGAGAACACUCGCUACCUGCAUAAUCUCUUGGAGCGGGACGAGUGUUCCAAAGAUGAGACGGAAGCACAAGAGACGGCCUCACCUUCCAUUUUCACUGAAGCGUGCACCAAUGGGAAUUACGUGGAGGUACAACAGUCUGUUCCACUGAUUCAAUUGAAAUGUUGUAGUAUCUUUAAAAUAGCCUUUCCCCAUCUCUCUCAGUACUGGAGUGACUUCAUGAACCGUACAGGAGAAGAACAGGAGAAAAUGUUGGCCCUGCUGGAUGAAGAGACAAAACAGAAUAACUCUAGCAAGGCCCCAAAAGACCAGAGAGAGUUGAACCCAGCCUUCAGCGCUCAGGAAUGCUUCAAAAGAAUUGAUCGGAAGUUGCGUGCAACAUUGAAACGCAAACACGUUCCAAAGACAACGUUGGAGAUUCUGGAGAGUGACCUGCUGUCCUUUUUUGAAGCUCACCCACAAUCUAUAUAUGUCGCCGAACUUAGCAACAGUUUUGAGAGACUGUUGCUUCAUGCUAUUUGCCAAUACAUGGACCUUGCCUCAGCCAGCACUGACUGUAACGGAUCACGACAGACAAAGGUCGUGAACAAGCAAGAGGAGUUUCUCCCUCCUUCACCAUUGCUCUCUGCUUAUUUGGAGCAGAGGAGCUGAGAGGAGGAAACCAUCCCCCUCACUGCCACCUAAACCGGCCAGUACGACUCGUACAAGCAGCUUUAAAUAACCGUCCGGUGUGUUUUAGAGUGCCACCAUGUUCUUUAAUAGACUCAUGCACUAGUUUACUUGAACUUUAAAUACUAGAACUUGAAAGCACAUCAAUACAGUCUAAAUUCAGAACGUUGUCCUGGCCGACGUACCGAUUUGUCCAAAGGGCUUUUAUAUAGGUGCUACCAGUAAAUUUGAACGAUAGACAUUUACUACAAAAGAACACAUGACGAAAUGAAUUGAUUCUGUUUUCCGUGAUGCUUUUUUAAAAGCACUAUUUGGUAGCAAUGUUUUGUACAUUCUGGCUAGGAAAUCCUGUGUAAAUCUUGCAUGAUUAGAAAAAAAAGGAGUGUUAGUUAAUGCCUCGCUGAUAGCAUAUUGAAGUAACUCUUUCUGCAACAGUGACACAGCUGAUAGACUUUAGCGUAAUCAAACCUGUCUUCUUACUGUAGCGUUUCUCCUCGCUCAAGCUUAUUCAGGUGGAGGGAAUUGUUCAAACUAAUCGUGAUUCAUUUAGAGAGUUUUAGCUUUUCGGACGUAACGGCGUGAGCAGCCGAGGCUUUAAACGUAGACGUCGUAGAAAAUCCUUUUGGAGUCGAUGAAAUGUCGAAAAAAGAAUGUUGUAAUGACGUGUAGUACUUGCAGUUUUAUUUCCUUACUCACUGUCCAUACAAAGCAAACCGAUGGAUAACUGCCAUGUAUAAUGCUUUAAUAACUGAAUCUUAAUCUUAGAAGUACGCUCACAUUCACGUUAGAAACCGUAGCGAUGGCUCCGUAAUCCAAACCUUUGGCGUAUGUGCUUUGUGCUUUUUUUUAAAAUUUUUUUUACAUUAUUCUUCGAUUGUAGUUAUUAUAGUCAUUUAAGAAUCCUGCAUGACUUCACACAACAGUUUACAGAAAUGAUAAAAAAAAAAUCGAAUGUAGGUUCCUCAUUUGGUACGGAUCAUACACACAUCAGUGAAGUUCUAGUUAAAGGUAAGGAAGCCUCCAAGGCAUGUGACAUCAGUAGACUUGUUAAUGUUCUUUGCCCUAUUCUCACUCUGUCAUGAAAUUGACAAAAGCCAAACCAACUUGCACUUAUGACUAUGCCUUACACUUUGCAAGUUUGUCAGUGUUUAUUUUUUUUUUUUUCUCCCUCUUUAUUCUCAUUGUUAUACUUUCAUAGAGAAAACGUCGUUGUGGCUUACAUUGUGAAUACAAAGAAUCUGGAGAGGGGAUCAGUGUUGCAAACCAAAUUGUAUGUGGGUAUGGAUGCUUGUUUUCACGGCACCGAACCUCACGAAUGUGGAUUUCUGUACACAUCGAACAUCUUUUAAUUCAUACGAAGCCAACUUUUCCAUAUGUUUCUUUAGAUGUAAAUGCUUGGCUUCGGGGCCUUUUGUAGAAUAUCUACACUUGUUAUUUUUUUUUUAAUUCUAUACAAAUCUAAUAUAUUGUAUAAAUGUGAGGUCUAAAAGUCUGAGACCGUAUUGAAAACCAGGACAUUUUUUUUUUCCUAUUUAAAUUCAGAAUUCUGAAAUAUUUGAAAACAAAGAAAGGAAUCACUCAAUAUCUUGAAUAUUUAAUAGUCAAGAUUCUGCACUAUUUCUAGGUCGCUAUUUGAAUGGAACAAGUUUGUGAUAUCGAUCAUCGCUUCGUACGAAAGGUCAGAUUUUUUUAACUCUACUACCAUUUGAUCUUAAAUGGAUCGUAAGGAUUUAAGACAACUUGCGGAGUCCACGUUCGUUUCAGUGUACUGUACGAUCAAAGCAAAAAAUAGAACAAACCAAAUACUAAGAUAUUAAUGUCAAUAUUUCAGAGAUUUUACUUUUCACUCAAGCUGAUGUUAUUAAUAUAAUUUGUAUUGAAGAUUGUUUUAUUUAAUGAUUCAGUUUCACUAGUGCUCUCAGACCUUUGGACUCCACUGUGUGUAGAUGUAGUUAGCACAUUCACUAUAAACCAUAGGAUGCUCAAGCGUGCUUCUUUAGUUGUGCGACAAGUAAGCAAAUGUCAAAAGUGUCAAACGUGUUUCCUAUUUAUAUGACCAUUGUGUGAUAGGUGCAAGCCAUGAAUGUCUGUACCUACAUUUGAAUAAAAUCUCAGUCAAAACA
This is a messenger RNA of Tachysurus vachellii, 3098 nucleotides long. It is a transcript of the gene r3hdm4, whose product is annotated as R3H domain containing 4. Bases 121 to 957 code for a protein of 278 amino acids. Lineage: Eukaryota; Metazoa; Chordata; Actinopteri; Siluriformes; Bagridae. The transcript is spliced from 7 exons. Gene Ontology annotation, molecular function: nucleic acid binding. The record is from RefSeq and is a predicted model, not a curated record.